This is a messenger RNA of Nannizzia gypsea CBS 118893, 1053 nucleotides long. Its product is annotated as 1-aminocyclopropane-1-carboxylate deaminase. Bases 1 to 1053 code for a protein of 350 amino acids. Gene Ontology annotation, molecular function: pyridoxal phosphate binding; D-cysteine desulfhydrase activity; 1-aminocyclopropane-1-carboxylate deaminase activity. Gene Ontology annotation, biological process: amine catabolic process. Lineage: Eukaryota; Fungi; Ascomycota; Eurotiomycetes; Onygenales; Arthrodermataceae. The transcript has a single exon. The record is from RefSeq and is a predicted model, not a curated record.
AUGGUCAAGCUUCCUGAGACAUUUGCCGCGAUUCCACGCGAGGAGUUUCUCCUUGGCCCAUCGCCGAUCCAUCUUCUUCCCCGAACGACAGCAGAUCUCGGUGGCCAGGUCAAAAUAUAUGCCAAACGAGACGAUGUCAGUUCUGGUUUAGCGUACGGCGGCAACAAGACGCGCAAACUCGAGUACCUGGCGGCCGACGCUGUUAAACAGGGAUGCGAUACCCUCGUUAGCAUCGGCGGCAUACAGAGCAACCAUACCCGCCAAGUAGCUGCAGUUGCCGCUCGCAUGGGCUUGAAAUGCGGCCUGGUACAAGAGAAAUGGGUCGAAUGGUCUGACCCUGGCUACGAGAAGGUUGGCAACAUCCAGCUUUCUUACCUGAUGGGUGCCGACGUGCGGAUCGAGAAGAUGACUUCCUUCGGCAUCGAGCACAAGGAUACCCUGAAAUCAUUGAUGAAAGAAUAUGAAGCCAAGGGUCAGAAACCCUACUACAUCCCCGCUGGAGCAUCUGAUCAUCCGUUCGGAGGCGUGGGUUUUGCUCGCUGGGCCUUCGAGGUGCGCGAGCAGGAAAAGGAGCAAGGCAUCACUUUCGACUAUAUAUUCGUGUGCGCAGUGACGGGUUCCACGAUGGCAGGCAUAGUUGCGGGCUUCAAACUGAUCGAGAAGCUUUAUCCUGACGAGCCCAAGAAGAAAAUCAUUGGAAUUGACGGAUCUGCGACUCCGGAAAAGACCCGAGCCCAGGUUUUGAGGAUUGCCAGGGGUACCGCUGAGAAGAUUGGGUUAAAGGCGGACGACAUCACGGAAGCAGAUAUAGUGCUUGAUGAAAGAUUCCAUGCAGGAACGUACGGCGUCCCCGACAAGCAGACUUGGGAGGCGAUCGAGUAUGGAGCAAAGAUGGAUGCAUUCAUUACCGAUCCGGUCUAUGAAGGGAAGAGCCUUGCUGGGCUGCUGGGAUAUGUGAGGAAUGGCGAGAUCAAGACUGGGAAUAUCCUGUAUGCCCAUCUCGGUGGGCAACUGGCUCUCAAUGCCUAUUCUCAACUGGGCCACGUUGAAUGA